Messenger RNA from Cyprinodon tularosa, 11511 nucleotides. RefSeq names its product collagen, type VII, alpha 1 (gene col7a1). The record is from RefSeq and is a predicted model, not a curated record. Bases 263 to 9514 code for a protein of 3083 amino acids. Gene Ontology annotation, molecular function: protein binding; serine-type endopeptidase inhibitor activity. NCBI's taxonomy places the organism in Eukaryota, Metazoa, Chordata, Actinopteri, Cyprinodontiformes, Cyprinodontidae. The transcript has 119 exons.
GGCAUCCCGACAAGUCUGGACUGUUCUGCCCCUACUUGUGCUCACGCUGCUGACUGUCGCCUGCAGGGAUGAAGAGUGGAGAGCUGAGUCUGUGAGAACGGGGGAUCGUGGUGUGGUGGUGUCCUGCAUUGUGACGCUGUGACACCGGGGGUCUGUGGAUACCGCUGCUGUGUGAAACACCCAACAACGCAUCAAGCUGGAUGUGCCACAGGUGGACAGAGGCGGUCUGUGGGCAGCCGCACGAAGAGGAAAUCCCCAGAUCAUGAAGAUGUGGAACUGGGUUUUCACUGUGGGUGUCCUGCUGUCUUCCAUCAAACUUGCUGAAGCUCAGGGUAGGUGUAAUAAUCUGCAGGCAGCAGACAUUGUGUUCCUGAUCGAUGGCUCUUCCAGUAUUGGACGCGCAAACUUCAUUCAGGUGAAAAACUUUAUGGCUGAUAUUGUAAAGCCUUUUGCCAGUUCUGUCAGCGAGUCAGGGGUCCGGGUUGGAGCUGUACAAUACAGUGAUACAUCAAGGGUGGAGUUCAACUUUAAUACACACCUAACAGGCACCGAUGUUGUCAAUGCCGUGCAAAAUAUAAAUUAUAAAGGUGGAAACACAAGGACUGGAGCUGGUCUAAAGUAUGUGUCUGAUAACUUCUUCAACCCUACCUCCACCCGAGAUGUCCCAAAGGUCACCAUUCUGAUCACAGAUGGGAAAUCACAAGACCAAGUAGAGGAACCAGCUCAGAAGCUACGUAGUCAGGGAGUUAACAUUUUUGCAGUUGGUAUCAAGAGUGCAGACAGGAGUGAACUUGCUCAGGUUUCCUCAAAGCCCAGCAGUGAUUUCACUACGUUUGUAGGAGACUUUAAGCUGCUGAAUACUCUCCUUCCUCUUGUGAGCCCAAAAGUGUGCUCAGCUGCAGGGGGAGUGUAUGCAAGUGAUGAGGCCUUUUCAGGUCCAUCUGAUCUUCAGUUCACUGGUCAAACAACUGAUUCUCUCCGAUUUCGAUGGAGUCCUGCAGGGGGCCCUGUGAGCGGCUAUGCCAUCCAGUAUGUGCCCCUCUCUGGUCUGGGUCAGCCAAUUGUUGCAGAAUUAAGACAGGAAAGGGUCUCUGCCAGUCAGAGGUCGUACACUGCACGAGAGCUCAAGUCAGGAACAGAUUACCUGGUGACUGUCAUCGCCCAGUACCCCAACAGUGUUGGAGAGUCUGUUUCUGCAAAGCAGCGAACCAGAUCAUUACCAGGAGUCUCCAGCCUACGUUUGGUGCAGGCCGGGUUCUUCUCCCUCUCUAUUGAAUGGGAUAAACCAUCAUCUUCGCUGCAAGGCUAUAGGCUCACCUAUGGGCCACGAGGACAACCAGCGGCUCAAUUGUUGGAGCAGUCGCUGUCUGCAGAUACCACCUCUAUCACGUUGGAGUCUCUUCAGCCUGACACAGAGUAUGUCAUCAACCUUUACCCUCUGUUCUCCAGAAACGGUGCUUCCCCAUCUGUCCUCAAUGCUCGAACAUUGGUCCUGGAGGCAGUGCAGCAGUUAACAGUUGAUACUAUGUCAGAAAGCAGUAUUCGUGUGAACUGGAGACGAGUCACUGGUGCACGAGCAUACCGUUUGGUAUGGGGACCAUUUACAGGUCGCACUGUGGAGACUGUGGAAGUGGCAGGUGACACUGAGCUCUAUACUUUGUCUAGCCUGCAGCCUGAUACAGAGUACAUUGUCACCAUUAUCCCACUGUAUGAGGGCAACACUGAGGGGCCCAGAGCUACAGCCAGAUUCAAGAUAGAACGUCAAGAACAGCAGGUCCUCACAGCAGCAACCACAGGACCAUCCUCAAUCCGCCUAAACUGGAGAGUGAUCCGGGCUGCUAGAGGCUAUCGCCUGGAGUGGAGGGAGGGAGAAGGAAGUCCUAUCCAGAGCCUGUCCUUUCCUCAAAGCUCCACCAACUAUGAGCUAACAGGGCUCCAACCAAAUACAGAGUACAUAUUCACGCUAUACACGCUGUAUGAGGGCCGUGAAGAGGCCACACCUGUGUCCACUGAAGACAGAGAGAAGCAGCCAGUAGGAAGUGUGUCCAACCUGAGAGUGGUGGAGUCCCUUGGGAGCACAGUCCGCAUUGGGUGGACGGGUGUGGCAGGGGCCACACAGUACCGGAUUGUUAUCUUGAACACUGAGGAUGAAACAGAAACAAUCCAGGUUAUCCCUGGAAACCAGAGGAUCCUCGACUUAAGCGAUCUGACAGUGGGCGUUUCAUACGGUGUUAGCGUCACCGCAUUGGUAGGAGUUAAUGAAGGAAAGACAGUUACUGUCUACAUCAAACCAGAGCCAGCUGCAGGGAGAGUGACCAAUCUCAGAAUAACAAAUGUAAACAGUCGGAGAAUCCGCAUUGUCUGGCAAGGUGUUACUGGUGCAACAGGUUAUAGAGUUACCUGGAGACAAGGCAACAAUGCAGAACAAUCUCGUCUUCUGGGAUCGGAGCCUACCCUUUUCACUAUUGAUGGCCUGCAACCAGAUGAGGCUCUUGUAAUUGGUGUCGCCCCUAUUGUUAAUCAACGUGUUGGUGAAGCCGUCACUCUGUCUGCAAGAACAAAUCCCUCUAGUGGAGCAUUGUCUGGGCUUCGCAUUACUGAAAUCUCAUCACAGAGUAUACGAAUUGCAUGGUCACCCUUUUCUCGGGCUACUGGAUAUAAGAUCACUUGGAGCCGUGAAGAUGGAACUGAAACAACACGAACCAUAGGUGCAGAUGUCUCUUCCUACAUCAUAGAUGGACUUCGGCCUAACUCAGCGUACACUGUACAGGUUUCUACUCUUGUUGGCUCUCGGGAAGGAAAUCCAGCUAUUCUCAGGGUUAGAACAGAAUCAGAAUCGUUGGUGGGAACAGUAACAUCGCUUCAAGUACAGGAACCCCGAGGGGAAGUGGUCCGAGUUUCCUGGGUUGGGGUCCAGGGAGCAACAGCCUACCGCGUCACUUGGAGGAGAAUUGAUGAUGGGGUAGAACAAAGCCAGCUGGUGAGUAGAGAUGUGACAUCUCUGGAUUUGGACCAACUUGAUCCCGGCGUUCAGUAUGAGGUUCAGGUAGUCGCUUUAGUAGAAAACAGAGAAGGUGCGCCUGUUUCUGUCAGAGUCACCACACCUGGUUAUGUCACCCCACCUUCGCCACUACCAAACACCACUUUACGAGCCACAGAGGUUACUCAGGAUUCCCUGCGGCUGAGCUGGGCUCUCCUUCCUGGUGCCACAGGAUACAUUCUUCGAUGGAAAGAGGAGACAGAUGUGGGUAGGGGACUGUCUGUCACGCUGCCUGCAUUGUCCAGCUCGUACCUGGUGACCGGGCUGCGUUUGGGCCGCAGAUACAGAUUCACCAUCCAGCCUACUUUUGUAGGCGGAGUUUCAGCCGAGACUUUUGUUGAUGAACGCACAGUGUGUCUGGGCGGACGUCUUGAUGUGGUGUUUCUGGUGCCUGCAUCCACUGAUCGGGCUGACCUGGCUAGACCGCUGAGGGACCUUGUUACCAGUGCGGCAGGGUCACUUGCUGCUAUUGGGCCUCAAGACUCUCAGGUAGGGGUGGUUGUAUACAGUUUUAGACCCAAAAGCUGGUUCCUGCUCAGUCGUCAUUCCAGAUCUGACACACUGCUCCAAGAGAUCCAGUCAACACCCUUUGAUGAAAGCCCAGGGAACAACAUAGGUGAGGCGGUGAGGUUCACCCGGCAAUACAUGCUGACCCCCACAGCUGGAAGGAGGCCCAGGGUGCCUGGAGCAAUCGUGAUCAUUGCUGACAGAAAAUCUGUGGACAACCUGACCCUUGCAGUCAGCAGCCUAAGAGAUGCAGGCGUGACGGUGCUAGCAGUGGGUAUAGACCAAGCUGAUAGAGAGGAACUGAGGCUGGCUGUGACGGAUCGAAACCCACAGAACAUUCUGUACGCUAGUACGGCAGAACGUCUGAACACACUACAUGCUGAUUUGGCUGACUUGCUUUGUGGGAUCGCCAGAAUUCCUGAGGUGAUUCCUGGUCCAGAGCAGUGUACUGUACAGUGUCCUCAGGGUGAAAAGGGAGAUCGUGGUCAGAAGGGUGAAAGAGGCAGAGACGGUACAGAUGGACGCAAGGGUGAGCCUGGCCGUGAUGGUUUGCCUGGGAGGGAGGGUCCCAGGGGACCAGAAGGUCGACCAGGAACACCAGGAAGACCUAUCCCUAUUAACCCUUCCCAGGUUAUCAAAGGGGAAAAGGGGGAGAGAGGUUUUCCUGGAGUGGAUGGAAAUCCAGGAUUACCAGGAAGACCAGGGGCUGCUGGAAAUGCAGGUGUUCCAGGUUCACAAGGUCUUCCUGGAGUCAGAGGAAGUACAGGUGAACCAGGAGGACAAGGCGCACCUGGGCCAAAGGGGGAUAAAGGUGAAAGGGGGGAACCUGGUUCAGUUGUAUCCAGUUUGCCAGGCAGGAAAGGAGAACCAGGCGUCCCAGGAAUACCAGGUACCCCAGGGCGACCCGGCAUAGAAGGAGCCAAAGGAGCCCCUAGAGUUCCAGGUACACGAGGUCAGGAUGGUCGGCCAGGAAUUCCUGGAACACCAGGACUUUCCAUUAAGGGAGAUAAGGGCAGUCAAGGAGAGAGGGGACCUCCAGGAAUAGGAAGCGGCGUGGCCGUGAAGGGUGAAAAGGGCUCCCCUGGUAUUCCAGGAGCUGCAGGUGUCCUGGGACCUAGAGGGCCAGCAGGACCACAGGGCAGUAAAGGGGAUAAGGGCGACGAUGGCACUGGACUACCUGGACCUCAGGGAAAGCAAGGAGAGCCCGGUGACAGGGGCCCCCGUGGACCUGCAGGCGAGAUUGGCAGCAAGGGCGACAGAGGACAGCCAGGUGAACCUGGGACACGAGGAGACAGAGGGGAGCGAGGGCCUGUUGGGGAGACUGGAGAGAAAGGUGAUCAAGGAAAGGCAGGGAUCCCAGGAACACCAGGCCUGAGAGGUUUACCGGGACCAAGUGGACCACCAGGAGAAAAGGGAAAUGAAGGAGCACGAGGGGAGCCAGGAAGAAGUAUGCCAGGUUUACAAGGAAGGAAAGGAGAACAGGGAGAACGAGGUCUUCCUGGCUCUGAUGGUCUAAAGGGAGAUAGAGGAGAACCAGGACAAAGAGGAGAGAAAGGUUCUCCAGGUUCAGGAGGCUCAGGUGUUGUUGGACCUAAAGGAGAGCCAGGAGAGCCAGGACGUCCAGGUCUUAAUGGACGACCGGGAGCCAAGGGAGACCCAGGAGAACCAGGCGAGAGAGGAGAGAAUGGUCGCCCGGGAAUCCCUGGAAAACCCGGCCUUGGUGGAAAACCGGGAGAAAAGGGUGAUAAGGGCGAUGAAGGCACACCCGGAGAAUCAGGACUUCCAGGAAAGCCAGGAGAAAGAGGUUUGAGGGGAUUGGCGGGUCAGCCGGGGCGGCCAGGAGAGAAAGGAGACAUGGGAGAUCCAGGAGAGCAUGGGAGAAAUGGCAGUCCUGGACCCGCUGGACCGAGAGGAGAGAAGGGAGAGCAAGGACUUCAAGGGCCUGCAGGUCCACCAGGACAAAUUGCUGAGCUACAGGGUCAGCUGAAAGGAGAGAGAGGAGAGAAGGGUGAUGCUGGUGACCCAGGAGAGCAUGGCGGCAAAGGUCAGAAAGGGGAAGCGGGAACUCCUGGAGCUCCAGGACUGCGAGGUCCAGAGGGACUGAGGGGACCUGCAGGAAUAAAAGGUGACACGGGAGAAAGAGGAUCACCUGGAGAGAAGGGAGAAAGAGGAGCCUCUGGGCUGGAUGGCCGUCCUGGUCUGGAUGGUAAACCAGGCUCUCCUGGACCCCCCGGACUAAGGGGAGAUCCUGGAAAACAAGGUGAUGCUGGGAGAGAUGGAUUGCCAGGACUGAGAGGAGAACAGGGUCCUCGGGGGCCAGCUGGUCCUCCAGGAAAUCCAGGAAUACCUGGUAAAGCAGGCGAAGAUGGCAAACCUGGUCCUCAAGGAAAAAUGGGUGAGGAUGGAGUGCCAGGAGAAGAUGGAAGAAAGGGUGACAAAGGAGAAGACGGGGCAGCUGGGAGAGAUGGCCGUGAUGGACAGAAAGGAGACCGUGGGCCUGCAGGGCCUCCAGGCCCCUCUGGACCCCAGGGGCCUGCUGGAUUGCCUGGCAGCAUUGGCCCUCCUGGACAGGUUGUGUACGUAAAAGGGGCUGAAGCUGCACCCAUUCCGGGUCCACAGGGGCCUCCAGGGACUCCAGGUGUCCCUGGAAUUCCAGGAGCUAUGGGAGCCCGAGGGGAGCGAGGUCCAGCAGGUCCUAAGGGAGAUGCUGGAGACCCGGGAGAGGAUGGGGCUCCUGGUAAACCUGGGACAGCAGUGGAUGUACAAAAAGCACUGACGGGCCUUGGGAUACUGGUAUCUGAUCUGAAGGUGCUUGUAGACAGGAAGGACACAAUUCUAUCUCCUGCAGUGCCAAAGGUUGAAAGGGGUGAAAAGGGAGACAAAGGGGAACCUGGGUCAAGAGGACCAUCUGGAGCAGAUGGCCCCCGUGGUUUUCAAGGAGAUAGGGGACCAAAAGGGGAACAAGGGGAGCGAGGACCCAUUGGACAAACAGGGCCUCCAGGAAGAGCCAUUGUAGAACGAGGACCAGAGGGUCCCCAGGGGCCAGCUGGAGAGCCUGGUAAGCCUGGAAUACCAGGUGUUCCGGGAAGAGCAGGGGAACUUGGAGAGCCUGGAAGACCAGGAGAGAAAGGAGAUAGAGGGGACAAAGGUGACAAAGGCGAAGCUGGUCUAAUUGGAUUACCAGGACCAGCUGGCCCUCCAGGUCAAAAGGGUGAUUCGAUUUUGCCUGGUGUUCCUGGACUUCGAGGCCCUCCGGGACUUAAGGGAGAGCCUGGUUCUUCAGGACCAUUAGGACCCAAAGGAGAGAGGGGUUAUGUAGGACCUCGUGGUGAAAAAGGAGAUAGAGGGGAGCUUGGAGAAAAAGGACGUGAAGGCUCAAUGGGCAUCCCAGGAGAACCUGGAAAACCUGGACAGGAGGGGAAACCAGGCUCUACAGGGCCUCCUGGUCUUCGAGGCCAGCCAGGAAACCCAGGAGAGCCUGGCAUGAGAGGACCAACUGGACCCAUGGGCCCUACUGGUAUGCCAGGUCCACCAGGUUUAAAGGGUAAUCAAGGAGAAGCAGGCAUUGGGAUCCAGGGUCCUCCCGGUGCUCAGGGGAGCACAGGUCGGCCUGGACCAGCAGGUCCCCCAGGAGCUGUUGGUCCGCAGGGGCCCCCAGGAUUGCCGGGGCAGGUGGGUGAGGCAGGAACGCCUGGUGUCCCUGGAAGAGACGGAGUUCCGGGUAAAGAAGGACUACCUGGGUUACCUGGAAAGCAGGGUAUUUCAGGACCUCCAGGGCUGCCUGGCAUUAAGGGGGAGCAGGGAGACAGUGGUCCUCCUGGGAAGGCUGUGAAUGGAGCUCCUGGUCCUAAAGGAGACAGAGGUCCACCAGGUGUAACACUGCCAGGUACGGUUGGAGAGCGAGGUCUAGCUGGGGAAAAGGGUACCAAGGGAGACAAAGGUCCUGCUGGCAUCAAAGGAACCACGGGAAUGGCUGGUGAACCAGGUGAACCUGGAGAGGAUGGAGCACCGGGACCACCAGGGCCUAAAGGAGAUAAGGGAGAGAGGGGUGUUGGACAGACAGGUCCGUCUGGUCGUAUUGGGCCUCCAGGUUUGAAGGGAGAUCCAGGGCUUCCUGGUCCAGCUGGCCCUCCAGGCCCCCAGGGGAAGGCUGGAGAUCCUGGAUUGCCUGGUGUGAGAGGGGAAAGUGGACAACCAGGACCUCCUGGACCCCCGGGAGAGAGGGGCCUCCAGGGGUUUGCUGGCCGUCCGGGAAACACUGGGCCUCCUGGACCUCCUGGGCCUGCGGGACAGGCAGGCUCUGCUGGUUCUAAUGGAGUCAAAGGCGAUAAGGGGGAAGUUGGUGUUGGAGUUCCUGGUGCCAGAGGGGAGAGAGGAGAUCCAGGUCCCAGGGGGGAGGAGGGCCGAGCUGGCUUGGAUGGGGACAGAGGCCCAACAGGUCCACCAGGGAUCCGAGGUCUUCGAGGAGAAAAGGGAGACGGCGGACUGCAGGGUGAGAAAGGAGAUAAGGGGGACACUGUGCUGGUGGGUGGACCUCCUGGAGAAAAGGGCAACAAAGGAGAAACAGGUGACAGAGGACCCAAAGGUAUACAAGGAGAAAAAGGAACGAAAGGCCAGGAGGGUCCACCAGGACAGCAGGGUAAAACAGGAGAACCUGGAGAACGAGGAUCCACCGGAUUUCCAGGUGCCCGCGGACCUGGUGGACAGAAGGGAGAAGCAGGUGAUCCUGGAGUUCCUGGUGAAUCGGGUUUACCCGGAAAAGAUGGCCUAUUGGGGCGUAAAGGGGAAAAGGGAGAAGUCGGUAUCAGUGGACUGAGAGGAAUCAAGGGCGACCGUGGACCCAAGGGGGCUUGUGGAGCUGAUGGACCCAAAGGAGAAAAGGGGGAUUCAGGCAUUCAUGGACGAUCAGGCUUACCAGGGAGAAAGGGUGAACAGGGCGACAUCGGGCCUGCUGGGGCCCCUGGGAUUCCAGGAAAAGAGGGACUUAUUGGCCCAAAGGGUGAUCGAGGUUUUGAUGGAGCUGAUGGACCUAAAGGAGCUCAAGGAGAGAAAGGUGAAAGGGGAGCAUCUGGUAUACCUGGUCCUCCAGGUCCCAGAGGGCUAGAUGGCCCCCCUGGCUUGACUGGCCCACAAGGACCAGCUGGUGCGAAAGGCCCUGAGGGACUCCAAGGACAGAAGGGGGAGAGAGGUCCUAUUGGUCCUGCAAUGGUGGGUCCUCGGGGUAUCCCAGGAAUCCCAGGAGAGAGAGGAGAGCAGGGAGACAUGGGACCAGAUGGAGCCAAGGGAGACAGAGGAGAGCCAGGCAUGACGGAAGAUGAGAUCAGAGAGUAUGUUCGCACUGAAAUGAAACAGCACUGUGCAUGUGGAGGUUCAAGCCCUGACACUCUGUCCCAGCCCGCAUUCAGGGCUCGACCUACAACAGAGCAAGAACUGGUACUGAAUGGUGAGAAGGGACGGGAGCUGCGUGUGGUGGUAAACACCAAUGACCCAGAGUACGAGCACAUCUAUUCCAUUGAGGCCCUGGACGAACCCACGGACGACCUGCUCUACUUCUCGACAGAAUCAGCCAAUCACACUGAAGGUGAAGAUUUAAAAACUGUUUUGGAAAAGUCUGCCAAAGUAGAUCCAAAUAAAUCAAGCACUGCAGCCUUCACUGGAAAAACGUCUGAAAAAAGUCAGAAAAAAGGGAAAGCUCCACCUCUGACUAGGGAGAACUCAGGAUCAGUCAGGCCCAAGAGGAGUCUGCAAGAGGAAGGUUUAACAGACCUUUGUCUGCUGCCCAUGGAUGAGGGCAGCUGUCAGAGGUACACCCUGCGCUGGUACUUCAACAGCCAAGUUCAAGCCUGCAGGCCUUUCAUCUACAGCGGCUGCAAAGGAAACAACAACCGGUUCCUUCACCAAGAGGAGUGUGAGGAGGUCUGCCUCAGGAAGAACAAAGAUAUUCAACCAUUAGAAAUGCCACGGUGAUUAUGGCUACCUUUGCUCCACCACAAGAAUGUUGUUGUUUUGUUUUUUGUUUUUUGCUGAUUUUGUUGCAGAUGUCAGUUGUUUUUUGUUUAUUUAUUGCUUCAUCACACCUAGGAAGACUUGACGCUGCUUUCAAAGGUCCAUAUUACUUCCCAGUUCAUUUUUUUCCAAACUAAAUUGCAGUUUUUAUGUUUAGACAUAAUCUAUUAUUCUGACACCGUGUUAUUUCUAUGUCUUGAACUUGAGAAACAAAUCUUUUUAUACAGUAAAGCAUUAACACAGCUUUAAGGUAUUUUAGUACCUUUCAGUAUACAUAUUCAUAUAAGUAUAUGUAAUACAUAUAAGUGCAAAUUAAGCAAGGAGAGAUUAAGAACAACUCAACUCACCUUAUUGUGUAGCACAUACAAAAGAAAUAUAUUUUUAUUGGCGUUUGGUUAAAGUUAUAAAGAAUAUAUUUACAUAGAGGCUAAACCAGUGAGAACCUCUGAGAUGCAAAAUGUGUAUUAACACAUCAGUGUAAUAAUGACUCCCAUAUUAGAUAUGAAAUUAAAUGGAAGCAAUGAUUUAAAGAAAACUGCAAUUUAGAUGUAGAGCUAAAAGCAAAGUACAGAAAACUUCUUUUUUUUUCUCUUAACGAAUGUUGCCAUUAUCCUUUUACACCAACCGCUUUCAUUUCUGGUUAUAACUUUGCUUCAUCAGUUUAUUUCUUCUUUUAGGUUAGUAUUCUGCUGAUUUGCAUAGCUUAAAAAGUCAAAAUGUUACAAGUAAUUGAAGUUAGUGGGUUCUUCUCACCAGUAGCAUUAUAACACCUUGAUCUUUUCUACAUUUUGUCAUGUCAACACUAAAAAUGUUCAUAUGUUUUACAAAGAUUUUAGGUGAUAAACCAUGGGUUGGUCAUUCCAUAUUCCUUCCAUUUUGGGAAGAUGAAUGGCAAACACUAUAUUUUUUUAAACACUCAAAGCUUUGGAUAUUAUUUUACAACCUAAUCCUAUAUCAAAGCAAAGGGUUUUCAAAAUAUAUGGAGACCAUCAUUUUCAGAUUUUGAUUUAGAACGACAAAUAACUUUAUCCUUUGACUGCAGAUUCCAUCAGAAAAAAAGCUGUUUUCAAAAAGAAAAACAAAAUUAAGGCGUUAUUAGUUUCUUAAACAACAAGACAAACUAGAGCAUAUACUGUGGCUUGGCUGAUUUUGAGAAGUUAGCACGGAUAUAUUUCUAGCUUUAACUUUUCUUACGAAAUCUUAAGAGUAAUAUGUUUCUAUACUUUAUGCCUUAUUUUUAUAUCACUUUAAUAAUAGAAUCAAAUCAAAGUACAGUUUGUUUAUUUUUCAAACAAGGAAUUUUUCAGUAACAUCAAGAUAUUAUUCAAAAACAGAAAGUCCUUUUAAUUCUGCAGCUAUAGGCAUUUUUUAAUAUAUGCAUCCAUGUUAAUCUUCCGAUAAAUCUUCUAAUUCUGCUUUAUAACUUUCACAGUAGGACUCUAUUUCAGACAUUUAUGCAAGUCUUCUAUGAUGUUCCUGAUAUGAUUAGUUAAAGCCUGGAAAUCUAGGGAUUCUUAGCCCUUUAGCCAUAGUCUUCUAAACCGAACUUUCAGACCUAAGCAGUUACAUUUUAUACACUGUUUAUGAGUUUUCAAAGGCUGAUUCUCAGCCACAUUAAACGAAACUGAUGCAUCAGCACAUAUUCUUUAUGAAAAACAUGACAGGGAUGCAAAUACCUCCCCAUACUUCUUCAGACCAACAUAACAAUCAUAAAUAUAAUAUUAGAAAAGUUGUAACAGUUGUUUUAUAAAAUGAAGAAUCAAGCACAAUAACUUGUUUAUAAUGCUGUGUUGGUUAUUUAGGGGAAAGUUAUGUCUAUAUUCAUGACUGCAUGUUUACCUGCCAGAGAAAAGGUGCUAUUUUUAAAGGUAUUUUUAUACAGUGUGUUUAAGGUGUUGUGGUAAAAAUCUGUGUUACGUGUUUAUUAUGUAUUUCUAAUAAAGCAAAUGUCUCAGUGA